AUGAGAGAAAUUGUACACAUUCAAUUAGGACAAUGUGGAAAUAAUAUUGGGACGAAAUUUUGGGAAGUUGUUUCGGACGAACACGGACUGACACGUGAUGGAAUUUUUCAAGGAGAAUCAGACCUUCAACUACAACGCAUAAAUGUGUACUUUACUGAAGGACGUGAUUACAAAUUUAUACCCAGAGCCAUUUUAGUCGAUCUCGAUCCAGGUACUAUAAGUGCCACGUUAUCCAGUCAAUACGGUAGACUAUUUAAUCCGGAUAAUUUUGUAGCGGGUGAAGCUGGAACUAGUAAUAAUUGGGCUAAAGGUUAUUACACCGAAGGUGCUGAGUUAGCUGAUACAGCCUUAGAUCUUGUUCGAAAAGAGGCUGAAUCUUGCGAUCUGAUGCAAGGAAUUCAAUUAGUUCAUUCUCUUGGUGGUGGCACCGGUGGUGGCAUGGGUUCUCUUUUAUUACAAAAAUUAAAAGAAGAAUACAUAGAUAGAAUAUUAAAAUCUUACAUCAUAUUACCAACUCCAAAAAUGUCUAACAUUGUUGUGGAAUCCUACAAUGCCGUUUUAUCUCUUUACCAUCUCAUAGAUCAUAAUGACGAAACCUUUUGCAUGGACAACGAGGCCCUACAUUACAUUUGUACCGAGACCUUGAAACUCGCCUCUCCUACGUACAGUGAUCUAAAUUAUUUGAUAUCCAAUUGCAUGGCUGGCAUCACAACUUGUUUCAGAUUUCCUGGACAACUGAAUACCGAUCUAAGAAAACUUCUAGUAAACAUGGUACCUUAUCCAAAAUUACACUUUUUUGUGCCAGGUUAUGUGCCUCUCAUGUCAAAAAGACUGGCUCCUUACAAAAUACUCUCGGUACCUGAAUUGACUAAACAAAUGUUUGAUGAAAAAACAAUGUUUGCUCGUUGUAAUCCAAAGAAUGGUAGAUUUUUAACAAUCGCUGCAAUUUUUAGAGGUAGAAUGUCAACCAGGCAUGUGGAACAGCAAAUGAUGAACAUUCAAAAUAAAAACAGUUCUUAUUUCGUCGAAUGGAUACCGAAUAAUAUAAAGACAGCGAUCUGUGAUAUUCCACCACGUGGACUUAGCAUGAGUGCCACAAUGGUGAUGAACACCACAGCUAUUCAAGAAUGUUUUAAAAAAAUACUAAAUAUUUUCAGCGGAAUGUUUGAAAAAAGGGCUUAUCUUCAUUGGUACACUAACGAGGGAAUGGAAUUGAAUCAGUUUUCAGAAGCAAAGAACAACGUUAAUGAUAUCGUUUCAGAGUAUCAGCAAUAUCAAGAAACUCCUACUGAAACGAGCUUCGAAGAGGAGGAAAUAAUUUAUCGUGAAGGAGAUCAAGAAACAGUAGAUUGAGAAU
Vespula vulgaris is the source of this 1357-nucleotide messenger RNA. Its product is annotated as tubulin beta chain-like. Bases 1 to 1353 code for a protein of 450 amino acids. The record is from RefSeq and is a predicted model, not a curated record. Gene Ontology annotation, molecular function: structural constituent of cytoskeleton; GTP binding; GTPase activity. Gene Ontology annotation, cellular component: microtubule; cytoplasm. The transcript is spliced from 5 exons. Gene Ontology annotation, biological process: mitotic cell cycle; microtubule cytoskeleton organization. NCBI's taxonomy places the organism in Eukaryota, Metazoa, Arthropoda, Insecta, Hymenoptera, Vespidae.